GAGAGAGAGAGAGAGAGAGAGAGGAGAGAGGGAGAGAGUUCCGUUUGUUAACUUUGCCUACAGGAAUCGCUCGACGCUUCGAACCGACCAGCGAAUCGUCCGAAGAGAAGAGACGAGAAGAAAGGAGAGGAUUGCGAUCGGAUUUCGCUGUGGAGGUAUGGCGUCGGACGACCCCUUGGACAACGGCAUCGACGGGGACGACGAGAGGAAGGAAGACGACGACGCCGAGGACGAGCCGAGGCUCAAGUAUCAGAGGCUGGUAGGCAGCGUGCCCUCCCUCCUCUCCAAUGACGCCGCGGCCUCCAUCGCCGUCGCCGAGCGUAUGAUCGCUCUCGGCGCCCAUGACGGCACCGUCCAUAUCCUCGAUUUCCAGGGCAAUCAGGGAUCAUGGGAGGCUUCGGGGAGGCUAACCUUUGCAGACGGACACGCAAGAGCCCCGCACGACUUAAGCAAAACCAGCUAAGUCCGUGACAGUACCGAGCAAAUGUCGAAACUCUAGUACGGUACGAUAUUUUAAUCAUUGAUCCUAAUCCUCAUAUCCUGUUUUUUCUUUUGCUUUUUCAAUAAAAAUAUAAUAUUGGACUAGACUAUUGCAUACAAAAAGUUUGGAUGUAUAAAAUAGUCUCAAUAUAUUGUUAAUAAUCCAUAGCUUUUUAUAAAAAAUCUCUUGUGCCUGCAUAUGCAACUGAAUGUAAUCAAGGUGCUAUACAAUCUCUUGAUAGUAGGUAUUGACGUAUUGCCACUUGUGACAUUAUUUAGUGUAGUGGUUUGAUGCCACCAAGAAGUUACUAUCAGAUUAAUUAAUAAUAAAAUAUAUCUCUAUAUUUUCAAAUAGUAAGUAAUGUUUCACACACAACUAUUGUAGGGCUUUUGUACUUCAGAAUUUACGAGCUUCAUAUGCUGUUGCUCCUGCAUUAUCCAUAUAUGGAUAUGGUUACAAGCAAGGUUUGUCAUACCAAAGUGUAUCGCCCGAUACGGGCAGUAUGUAUCGGUCCAACAGGUUACCGGUACGCGGACCGCUAUAGUGCCACAGUGCUAUACUGUAGCACUGCUACGCCCUAAUUGUUCGGUACACCAGGGUGUACCGCUCGGUAUGCCCUAAUGUACCGCUCAGUACAUCGGUACCAUAUCGUACUGAGCCCGGAUCGAAACGUUGGUACGGUACGAUACGACGAACCUUGGUUACAGGAUACUGGUUUGAUAUUCUGAAUAUGUAGAUACAUCAAACUUAAUAAGAUAAAAUUCCAAAAGUCAUGGAUUAUAUGACCAAGCUUGACUAAAUAUUUAUGAGUAGGAUAAUUUUAUUAUUCAUUAAUGGUUAUUAGCAUAUUAUCUAAUCAUUCGUCCAUCUCUAUUAUAUACAAGUAAUAUUCAAGCAAAGCAAAGUUCCUUCAAGAAGUUUUCCUUAAGUAUCAUAUAAUUAGCUGAUUUUUUAAUAUUUUUCUAUAAAUGGAUUCUUUGUGCAAUUACUUUAUGUGUUGUAUCCAACACAUCCAGUCUGGUGCGACGAUAAAUUUGGCACACCCAUAAUUUGUAGCUGUUCACUCUUGCUGAUUCUUACAAGAACUUUUUAAUCAAACAUGAUAAAACUUGAAUUGUUUCCUUUUUCACCUAAGACCUAGAUAUAAUGCUUGGCUUUUUCUUAAACUUAAUUUGAACAUGUAUAUGUUAAUCAAGUCGCUUGUAAGAGCAAAAUAUUUCUUAUCAAACUAUGUUAAUUGAGUUUUCCUUAGCUUUUCCUUUUAUCUUUUUCUGUCUUUACUGUAGCAUCACAGAAUACUUGCUAGGAUGGUUUCCAAACAUCGCUACAAUUUUGUAGAGAAUAUUGUUUAUGGAAUUAUUUCUGGUUGAAGUGCACAUGGAUAA
Musa acuminata AAA Group (dessert banana) is the source of this 1866-nucleotide messenger RNA. Its product is annotated as vacuolar protein sorting-associated protein 41 homolog. Lineage: Eukaryota; Viridiplantae; Streptophyta; Magnoliopsida; Zingiberales; Musaceae. The transcript is spliced from 2 exons. Bases 158 to 463 code for a protein of 101 amino acids. The record is from RefSeq and is a predicted model, not a curated record. Gene Ontology annotation, biological process: endosomal vesicle fusion; cellular response to starvation; macroautophagy. Gene Ontology annotation, cellular component: HOPS complex; late endosome.